AUGCCCUUACAACUUCCUGGUAGUGAUAGAAUAUUUGCUCUGCGAGGACAUUCUGCUAGUGCAACUCAACAAAGCCGACUUACUAUACUUACCAGACAAAUCCAUCGAUGGGAAGAUGAAUCUAUUUCACAGAUAAAAAACUUUUUUAGACUCAAAGUAUUUCGAAUAACACUCACACAUUUGAUUAUACUUUCUAUAUGGUUAUGCUUCUUAUGGAACUACACAUCUGUAUAUGGAGAACUCUAUGCGGUAAACACUUUAAUAGCAUCAAUGAUCAUGAACACUAUCUUAUUUGGAAUAUCUGAUACUUUAGCUCAAAGUAUAACAUGCUUUCUCUCAGAAACUGUUGAUCCAAUCCCCCAGAUUGUAGAUGAUUCAGCUAGACACCUACUACACCAAUUUGAAAGCCCGCAUGACAUCGAGAGUGGAUAUGAAAGUGAUAAUCUAUCAGUUUUCAACGAUUACGGACUUUCUCCAGUAUCUUCUUUGUAUGAAGAAGAAUUGGAUGAGCAUAAUGAUGACCACAUCAAUGCUAUCCAAUCUCGCCCAGAGACUGACGUUUUUAAUUUCAGGAGAUUUUUUGGAUUUAUGUUCUGGGGUUUCUUCAUUUCCAAUUUCCAAGUUCCAUGGUAUCGUUUUUUAAAUUUUUUCUAUACAGAGGAUCCUACCGUGGUUCAAGUAUUGGAAAGGGUUCUAUCAGAUCAAUUAGUUUAUUCUCCAGUUCAGUUAUAUUAUUUUUUCAUGUAUUCCAAUUAUGUUAUAGAGAAAGGGAAUGCCGACACGUUCAAAAUAAAAAUUAGAAGUAUUUAUAUCUCAACGUUAGGUUGCAAUUAUUUACUUUGGCCAGCAGUGCAGUUCAUAAAUUUUCUUCUGAUGCCUAAAAAAUUUCAAGUACCGUUUAGUUCAUCGGUGGGUGUUCUAUGGAAUUGUUUUCUAUCAAUGAGGAAUGCUAACAAGUCAAUAACACAUAAAUUACGUUGA
Naumovozyma dairenensis CBS 421 is the source of this 981-nucleotide messenger RNA. RefSeq lists its product as uncharacterized. NCBI's taxonomy places the organism in Eukaryota, Fungi, Ascomycota, Saccharomycetes, Saccharomycetales, Saccharomycetaceae. Bases 1 to 981 code for a protein of 326 amino acids. The record is from RefSeq and is a predicted model, not a curated record. Gene Ontology annotation, cellular component: membrane; cytoplasm. The transcript has a single exon.